Molecule: messenger RNA, 2022 nt
Organism: Conger conger (European conger)
Lineage: Eukaryota; Metazoa; Chordata; Actinopteri; Anguilliformes; Congridae
Product: heterogeneous nuclear ribonucleoprotein L-like
Biological process (GO): regulation of RNA splicing; mRNA processing
Cellular component (GO): nucleus
Molecular function (GO): mRNA binding
Source: RefSeq, a predicted model, not a curated record
GCGCUCUAGUGACUGGCAGUCGGUCUAGGUGGAUGCUCCCGGCUAUUGAAGAAUUGUGUUGAGACGACAGCUGCUCCAGAUACGAACAACUUCGCAUGUCCUGCCUAUUCGUUCAAACAUAUAACCAGGACAGAUCGUCGUUUUCAUUUAAUUAAAAUUAAACUAUUACGCAGAAGAAGCAUGUCUCUCAUUGAGGAAUACGAGGAAGGAGAAUACGAGAGGGCACCCAAGCGACUUAAGACGGUAGAUGUGGAGGAGGGCGAGGACCUGGAGGAGGGCGAGGAUUCGGAUUCGGCAUCUGCAGGGCUGCUAGGAGACGAGGAAGAUGUUGCUCGGGCAGACGGAGAGAAACGGACCCACUGGUCCGCCCCAAAAUACGGAUCUGGAAGAAAGGAUAAUGGAGACGAUGCCCAUCGGAUCGCCCCCUCCCCGGUGGUGCACGUCCGGGGCCUGUGCGAGUCCGUGGUGGAGGCCGACCUGGUGGAGGCCCUGGAGAAAUUCGGCACCAUCUGCUACGUGAUGAUGAUGCCGUUCAAGCGGCAGGCCCUGGUGGAGUUCGAGGGCGUGGAGAGCGCUGACAAGUGCGUGUCGUACGGCGCCAGCGAGGCGGUCUACAUCGCGGGGCAGCAGGCCUUCUUCAACUACUCCACCAGCAAGAGGAUCACGCGCCCCACCAACUCUGACGACCCCAACAGCGGCAACAAGGUGCUGCUGCUCUCCAUCCAGAACCCGCUGUACCCCAUCACUACGGAUGUGUUGUACACGGUGUGUAACCCCAUCGGUAACGUGCUACGCAUCGUCAUCUUCAAGCGCAACGGCAUCCAGGCCAUGGUGGAGUUUGAAACCGUGCAGAACGCCCAGAAGGCCAAAGCGGCGCUGAACGGGGCGGAUAUUUACGCCGGCUGCUGCACCCUGAAGAUCGAAUACGCCCGGCCCACGCGCCUGAACGUCAUCCGGAACGACAACGACAGCUGGGACUACACCAAGCCCUACCUGGUCAGACGAGAGCGGGGGAAAGGGAGACAGCGGCAGGCCAUCCUGGGAGCUCACCCUUCCUCUUUCAGCGACAACGGCUACGGGCCGCACUGCCCCCUGCUGCCCCUCCCCAGCAACAACAGGUACAAGCGGACGUCGCAUGAUCCCGACGUGGUGGCCUACCCGCUGCCCCAGACCUCCUCCUACAUGGGCCACGCCUCCAGCUCCGUCGCCAUGGUGAGCGGGCUCCACCCCGCCAAGAUGAACUGCACCCGAAUCUUCAACCUCUUCUGUCUCUACGGCAACAUUGAGAAGGUGAAGUUCAUGAAGAGCGUGCCCGGCACCGCCCUGGUGGAGAUGGGGGACGAGUAUGCCGUGGACCGCGCCAUCACGCACCUGAACAGCAUCAAGGUGUUCACCAAGAGGCUCAACGUCUGUGUAUCCAAGCAGCACGCGGUGAUCCCCAGCCAGGUGUUCGAGCUGGAGGACGGGACGAGCAGCUACAAGGACUUCGCCAUGACCCGGAACAACCGCUUCACCAGCGCGGGCCAGGCCUCCAAAAACAUCAUCCAGCCCCCGUCCUGCGUGCUGCACUUCUACAACGUCCCGCCCUGCGUCACCGAGGAGGAGCUGCAGAGGUUAUGCACAGAGCACGAUGUCCCCGGUUUCAUCAAGUUCAAAGUGUUUGACGCCAAACCCUCCUCUAAAACCAUCUCGGGGCUGCUGGAGUUUGACAGCAAGACGCACGCUGUGGAGGUCCUGACCGUGCUCAACCACUUCCAGAUCAGAAUACCGAAUGGUUCAAACCCUUACACUCUGAAGCUGUGCUUCUCCACCUCCUCCCACCUCUGAUCCCUGGGCAACAGCGCCCCCGUCAGGCUGCGUGUGGAACUGCCCUGAGGGAACGGACAGAGCGACAGAAGGAAGGAUGGAACGAGAGAGACCCACAUCCUGAAACGGAGGAGAGAACAUACGCACAUAAGUCUAAAACACUGAAGCAUCUUGUUUUUUUUUUUUAGUACUGUUUUUUUUUUUGUUUUUUUUUUU